CUGCCUUUACACCUUUCUCUACUUUACAUCUUCAUCUCUGAAGUUAGUUCUUUUCCAUCCCAUGCUUUCUUUCAGUGUGAAUCUUAUAAUCUAAACUUUGUGAACUCCAUUAAAGGGUUUUAUACGUCCCCUGUUUCCGGCAAUUCCAUAAAGUUGUCAGCUUUUGGUUGUGGCUCAUCACGUGUUUGUUUGUUGUAAGAGUGCUCAAUAGCUUGGCGUUUGAAGUUUGCUGUCCAUUGGACAUGCCGCCUAGAAAAAAACCUCGCCGCCAGUCUACUGUUCCACCAGACUCAUCACCAGGCUCAUCACUAACGUCAAAUAACAAUCAUUUUUAUCAGUCGUCAGCACAGCAAACUGACGGUACACACAAAACAGUCAUCUACAUUCACACAACGAUGUCUUCCAAGCGUCUGUCUAAUAUGAAAGAACAUGACAAACCAGAACCAAUUGAAAUACGGGUUGUGAAAACAUGGAUACCAGUGGGCAAAAAACAAGAGCCAUCAUCUAAAAGCCAAACUAAAAGCCAAAGUCAGGAGCUCUGUUACCUGUUCGUUGACAAACACGGUGACGCUAUUGAGGCAAUAGCAGACCAAAAGGAACAAGCAUACUUUGACUCAAUCAUCAAAGUUCAGUCAUGCUACAGGGUCAACAAUUACAUAGUAGUUGAGUCAAGAAAGUAUAUGCCAACCGUACAACACAGCGCUUCCCUCAGAAUUGGAAAAAGAGCAAGAUUUGUUCCCUUAUCCGACACCAACAUACCAACCCAGUACUUUAACUUCGCUAAUUACGAGGAAGUCAAAAGUCGAUCAGGGUCAACGAAGUUACUCACAGACUUCAUAGGUCGAGUCAAAAAGCACUGGCCGAGUACCACAAGAACAAACAAAAGGCUACGAAAGAUUGACAUGGAAGAUGACAGAGAAAAUCCAAUUGAGAUCACUUUAUGGCCAGAAAAACGCGACCUCAUCGGGAAUGAGACAAUACCUGGCGAUAUUCUGGCAAUCACAUCAACCUUAGUCACUGACUUCAACGGUUCUAAACAGUUGGAAUCAACAAAUGCAACAACCAUUUUUGUCAAUCCAACAUUCCCAGAGAUACAACAUCAUGUUGACAGGCUGAAAGCAUCACUGGCAGGAAAGACAAUACAGCCCGCAGAGAACACAGUGACAGUCCAAGAGCUUAAAAACAUAUCAGCAAACAAAACUGUCAACGUACCACAGUCCCGCUUCACCUGUCAUGCACAGAUAAAAGAGAUCUAUGCGUCCCGUAAAUGGUACUAUGUCCAAUGCUCUUUGUGUACAAAGAAGUUGUAUCAAGAAAAAAGUGAUUCAAUCCACUUUGUAUGUGAGGAUGAUGAAAACCCACAACCGAAGUACAUGUACUGUGUAAACGCAUCGAUCAUUGAUGCAACAUCGUUCACUGAUGUGGUAUUCUUCAACGACGUCAUGACUGACAUGUUGGGUACUACCUGCGAAGAAAUGAUUAUCAAGCAAGGAUACACAGAUCCCAAGAUACUUCCAGACCCAAUCGUUGAGAAAAUUGGUAAUCACAUGACAUUUAACCUGACCGUAAAGGACAAAUCAAUUGUUGUCAACAAGGCAACUGAUGCUACCAAUGGCGACACUACACCAACUGAUCCUCAUACGAUCACUACACCACCAAAGGCCCUCAUGUUACCCCCACCAACACCAAACCGCAAGACCACUACGACUAAAAGGGCACUCCAGCAUUCACCAGACAAAGGUUCUGGUGAAAAACAAGCCAAAUACUAGAAGCCUAAUCUGCUAUGCGGCAAGCAUCCUUUUGGGAAGGUCUAAUCUUUUGUACAACGCUUGCCAAUGCAGAAAAAAAAAGUUACAUUUUGUAUGCUAUACAAAAAAACCCCAGUUUUAAGGCCUGGUGAAAUCCCUUUUGGGUAGUGCUUCUACGGUUCAGACCUUUUGUACAACACAUGCCAAUGCUAGAAAGUAGUAUUGAAGAAACACAAGUGCAGGUCCCUUUUGGUCAUAAAUUCUUCAAGUUAAACUUUUGUACAACACCUGCCACUACCAGAAGGAAGGCCAUACCUGCGACUACAAGAAAGAAGCAACGUUUUGUGUGUCAUAGAUCACAGUUUGUUUGAAUAUGCAAUGUGCUAAAAUAUGUAAUAUGACGUAGCAGCCUACACUUCUUUGUACUACAUGAACUAUGUGUUUAACUUUAUCUUCAAUGAUAUAAAAUUAGACCUUUUAAAAA
Messenger RNA from Helianthus annuus (common sunflower), 2232 nucleotides. RefSeq names its product replication protein A 70 kDa DNA-binding subunit. Gene Ontology annotation, cellular component: nucleus. The transcript has 13 exons. Gene Ontology annotation, molecular function: DNA binding. The record is from RefSeq and is a predicted model, not a curated record. The coding region runs from base 243 to 1769 and encodes 508 amino acids. NCBI's taxonomy places the organism in Eukaryota, Viridiplantae, Streptophyta, Magnoliopsida, Asterales, Asteraceae. Gene Ontology annotation, biological process: DNA replication; DNA recombination; DNA repair.